AUGAAGUCUUCCGAAGAAAAAGAAGGAAAAAAGGACGACAAUCAACCAAAGCUGGUCUUCCAGGAAUCUUCUCUGUAUCCUAAUCUGAUAGAUCUGGAGACCGAAUUGUUCCCACCCCCGUAUGCGGAUCCACAUCCGCCCUUGCUUCCACAGGUUCCACAAGUUUCAUCGGGAGAAGCCCGGAGGAGGGCGGAGCCCUCGGCUCCUCCUAGGGAAGGGGGCCCCGCCCAGGGAACUCAGGGAAGAGCAAGGGAAGUGGCCAGCACAGUGGAAGAAGAAGGCCCGGAAAUUCCCUCCUCCUCUGUUCAAGCGUUUCUGUGGCCCUUUUCCACUAGUGAUUUGUACAAUUGGAAAAGUCAGACUCCCUCUUUCUCUGAAAAACCGCAGGGUCUUAUUGAUCUUUUAGAAUCUAUCCUCUUUACUCACAACCCCACUUGGGAUGAUUGUCAGCAACUGUUACAGGUGCUUUUCACUACAGAGGAGCGUGAGCGAAUCCUGUUAGAAGCUCAGAAGAACAUGCCGGGGGUAGAUGGAAGGCCCACAACACAGCCUAACCUCAUUGAGGAGGGGUUCCCCUUGGUGCAACCCAACUGGGACUUCAAACGCGCUGAAGGUAGGGAGAGUCUCCAAAUGUACCGCCAGAUCCUUAUGGCCGGCCUUAGAGUGGCUGCCAGAAAGCCAACUAAUUUGGCCAAGGUAAAUUCAGUGAGGCAAGAGCCAAAUGAGAGCCCAGCAGCCUUCCUUGAAAGGAUAAUGGAAGCUUUUAGACAGUAUACUCCUAUGGACCCACAGGCAGAUGAGUCUCGAGCAGCAGUUAUGCUCGCAUUUGUGAAUCAGGCAGCCCCCAAUAUUAGGAGAAAGUUACAAAAGGUAGAGAGGCUGGGUGAACAGUCCCUGCAAGAUCUAGUGAGGGCAGCAGAGAGAGUUUUCAAUCAUAGAGAGACCCCAGAGGAGAGAGAGGACCACAUUAGAAGGGAGGAAAGAGAAUUUAGAGCUGAAGAAAACUGUAAGAACCAAAAAGAGCUGGCUCAGAUAUUUUUCGCCAGAGUUGAAAACAAAAAUAGGUUCCAGAAAGGGAAAAAGCUAGACUCAAAGACUGAGGAAAAACCUGCAACGCGUAAGCUUGAAAAAAACCAAUGUGUGUUUUGUAAGGAGAUUGGACAUUGGAAAGAUAAAUGCCCCAAGAAAAACCUAAAAGAGGGGCCCAAAAAUCCCAAGAACGAGACUCCCUCUCCAGACAGUCAUAUCCUCUACGCGGGUGAGGAUAGUGACUAGGGGGGUCAGGGCUCAACGCCCCUCUCCGAGUCCUGGGUAACUAUAAAUGUGGAGGGGAAACCGGUUGGCUUCAUGGUGGAUACGGGAGCUCAAUACUCAGUCUUAAGCCAAAGAGAUGGACCCAUGUCUAAGAAAAGUAGCUGGGUGCAGGGAGCAACCGGGACUAAACAAUAUGGAUGGACUACAAAACGGCAUGUGAACUUGGGGGCCCACCAGGUAACCCAUUCCUUUCUGGUGAUACCUGAGUGUCUAGCGCCCUUGCUGGGAAGAGAUUUACUGUCUAAAGUAAAUGCCCAAAUUCAUUUCGACCACGGGCAAGUGUCAGUUUUAGAUGGAACCGGGCAUCCUCUUCAGGUCUUGUCUCUGGCAUUAAAGGAUGAAUACAGACUGUACUUGCCAGAGGCCCCAGUGACAAUAAGUCCUGAAGUACAGCCAUGGGUUCAGACAUACCCUCAGGCCUGGGCUGAAACAGCAGGAAUGGGACUGGCCAAACAGAGGCCCGCUAUUAUUGUGGAACUGAAAGCCAGUGCCACACCGGUGAGAGUGCGGCAGUAUCCCAUGAGUCAAGAGGCUUGGCAAGGAAUUACUCCUCACAUACAAUGCCUCAUAGAUGCUGGGGUCUUGAGAAAGUGCCGGUCCCCAUGGAACACUCCCCUGCUUCCCGUAAAGAAGCCUGGGGGAACUGAUUUUAGACCGGUUUAAGACCUGCGAGAAGUCAACAAACGGGUGAGUGAUAUUCAUCCUACAGUUCCUAACCCUUAUACAUUGCUAAGCAGCUUGCCACCAAGCUACGUUUGGUAUACUGUUUUAGAUUUAAAAGAUGCCUUUUUCAGUCUGCCUCUUGCCCUUGCAAGCCAAGAGAUCUUCACCUUAGAAUGGCAGGAAGACGGUGGUCAGACUCCUGUGCAGCUGACGUGGACUCGCUUACCACAGGGUUUCAAAAACUCACCCACGUUGUUUAACGAGGCCUUGGAUGAAGACCUCUGUGAGUAUUGGUUUGAACACCCUACCAUUGUUUUAUUACAAUAUGUUGAUGACCUUAUUCUGGCAGCAACUAUGGAAACAGAGUGCCAAGGGGCAACAGGUGACCUUCUCCAAACCUUGGGGACUUUAGGUUACAGGGCCAGUGCCAAAAAGGCCCAGAUUGCCAAGCAAGAGGUUACAUACCUCAGUUAUAAGAUAAAACAGGGCCAGAGGUGGCUAACACAGGCUAUGAAAGAAACCAUCCUCCAGAUCCCUGAGCCGGCCAACCCUAGACAAGUGAGAGAAUUUCUGGGAACUGUGGGAUAUUGCCGAUUAUUGAUCUUGGGGUUUGCAGAAAAGGCCAGGCCCCUGUAUGAAGGGACCAAAGAAAACAAAGACUGGAAAUGGACUGAGUCAAUGAAAACGGCCUUUCAGGAGCUCAGGCAUGCCUUGCUGGAAGCUCCUGCCCUUGCCCUUCCUAACCCAUCUAAGUCUUUCCAAUUAUUUAUAGAUGAAUGGCGAGGGAUAGGAAAAGGGGUACUAACACAGAAGUGGGGACCUUGGAAGCAUCCCAUAGCUUACCUUUCCAAGAAAUUGGACCCAGUGGCAGCUGGAUGGCCACCUUGCCUCCAAAUCAUCACAGCCACCAUGCUCCUAGUCCAUGAUGCUGAUAAACUGACUUAUGGACAGAGACUCUUGGUCUACACUCCUCAUGCUAUAGAGAGAGUUCUGAAACAACCCCCGGGUAAAUGGAUUUCCAAUGCCCGCUUGACACACUACCAGGCCCUGCUACUUGACACCUCACGGAUUCAUUUUCAAACGCCCUGCACUCUAAACCCGGCUACUCUUUUGCCCAAUCCGGAGGGGGAUAGCCCCCUCCACGAUUGCAAUGAGAUACUGGCCGGAGUAAUGGCAAUACGGAAGGACUUAACAGAUACGCCACUGGAUAACAGUGAGCUAAUAUGGUUUACAGAUGGAAGCAGCUAUGUAAAAGAUGGAGAGAGAUGGGUGGGGGCUGCAGUGAUAGAUGAUUCUGGACAGAUGAUAUGGGUGGAGACUCUUUCCCCAGACACCUCAGCACAAAGAACAGAGUUAAUUGCCCUGAUUCAGGCAUUAGAGAGUAAAGGAAAAAGAAUAACUAUUUUUACUGACAGUCGCUAUGCUUUUGGCACGGUACACAUCCAGGGCCCGAUAUAUCGGGAACGGGGGUUUUUGACAGCUGAAGGAAAAGAGAUUAAAAACUUGCCAGAAAUCCGUCGACUUCUGGAGGCUGUGCAGUUGCCUCAGGCUGUGUCAAUAGUACAUGUACCUGGACAUCAAAAAGGGGAUAGCCGCACAGCACGAGGAAAUCGUGCCACAGAUCUGGCAGCUCGAAAAGUGGCUGAUGAAGAUUUUAUUGCUCUGGUGUUGGUGAUCAGACUUCCACCCCCAGGUAUGGGAACUUUGACCCCAACCCCUGAGUAUUCAUCCACAGACCUUGCCUGGAUCCAGGAACGUCCUAACCUCCAACAAGGAGAGGAUGGAUGGUACCGAGACUCCGAUGGUUACUUGAUACUCCCUGCUCAGUUGGGACGGCAACUGUGUGAGCAUCUACACUCGUCUACUCAUCUGGGAGAGAAAAAGACUCUGAUGCUUUUUCAAACUGUGCGCCUGCAAUUCCCCCAGCACCAAACAACUGUGAAGAACACAGUACAUGCUUGUAAGGCAUGUCAACAGAUGAGGCCAGGAAAGAGGCAACAUGCAGGACUGAUGUAUCAGGGAGAAAGGCCAGGACAGCACUGGGAAAUAGAUUUCACCGAGGUAAGGCCAGGCAAGUAUGGUUACCGGUACUUGUUAGUGUUGGUAGAUACCUUCUCAGGGUGGGUAGAAGCUUUUCCUACUAAGGGAGAAACUGCAAUGGUUGUGGCUAAAAAUAUUUUAGAAGAAAUAGUUCCCAGGUUUGGUCUGCCGGUGACUGUUGGCUCUGAUAAUGGACCUGCUUUUGUGAGCCAAAUAGUUCAGAGCCUUGCCCUAGCUCUGGGGACCAAAUGGAAAUUACAUUGUGAAUACAGCCCACAGAGCUCAGGGCAAGUUGAAAGAAUGAAUCGGACCCUAAAGGAAACUUCAACUAAAUUGGCUAUAGAGACUGGCAGGGACUGGGUGACUCUCCUUCCCUUCGCCCUCUUUCGUGCACGUAAUACUCCUUAUCAGCUUAAUCUGACCCCAUUUGAAAUUCUGUAUGGGUGACCUCCCCCUGUAUGUCCAAUAUUUGAAGGAAAGAAACUUCCACCUCCUACUUUGGGACAAUUCCAGGAGGCUUUGAUGGCUUUGGGCAAAGUGCAUUCUCAUGUCUGGAAACUGCUCCGGGAAAUACAUGAGGGUCAAAACAAGGGGACCAGCCCCUCACAUAACAUCGGCCCCGGAGAUUGGGUCUGGGUCAAAAGGCACCACAUCAAGGCACUAGAACCUAAGUGGAAGGGUCCUUAUGUUGUUCUUCUUACCACCCCAACUGCCCUAAAGAUAGACGGUAUCGGCACUUGGGUGCAUUGCAACCACGUACACCCGGUGGUAAAUGUACCUUGGAAGAGGGGCUACCUCCAGAAUCAUGCAUUCUGGGCAUGUCCAGGUGCACCCAGGCACAACUGGAAGAUCUGUGGGGGGAUACAGGACUCUUAUUGUAAAUCUUGGGACUGCGUAACUUCUAAUGAUGGGUCAGAGACUCCAGGGUAUAGACGGGGGGAUGUAGGAAAUCGGGACUUGCUUAACUUCUCAUUUGUAGGACCCGUACCUCCGUACUCCAAUAGGGAAAAGGAUCAUAACUUUGCCCAGGUAAAAAUAAGGUUUAACAUUGACAAAGCAAAAAAAGAGAAGGCCUGGGUCAACGGGAUAUCAUGGGGACUUCAGACUAGAAAUGACCUGACUACUUAUAAUGGGAUCAUUGUUGUGAGUCAAGUUUUAGAACCAGUACAAAUGUAUAGUAUCGGUCCAAACCCCGUUGAACAGGUCCAUGCAACGCUCUACCCGACAACCUCCCUACCUACAUCCCAGGGACCAACAAAAGACCCAGAGGCGGGCCCCCUUGCUAAACUUGGACAAACAGAUCCACUGUGGAAAUUAGUAAAGGCAGCUUAUGCUACCUUAAAUCAAACCCAUCCUGAGGCAACUAAAUCCUGUUGGUUCUGUUACAACUUAAUUCCCCCUUAUUACGAGGUAGUAGGCCUCAACGCCUCUUACAACCUGGCCAACGGCACCGAUCCUCCCCAAUGUCAAUGGGGAGAAUGA
Messenger RNA from Budorcas taxicolor (takin), 5499 nucleotides. RefSeq lists its product as uncharacterized. NCBI's taxonomy places the organism in Eukaryota, Metazoa, Chordata, Mammalia, Artiodactyla, Bovidae. Gene Ontology annotation, molecular function: aspartic-type endopeptidase activity; zinc ion binding; RNA-DNA hybrid ribonuclease activity. The record is from RefSeq and is a predicted model, not a curated record. Gene Ontology annotation, biological process: DNA integration; virion assembly; proteolysis.